ACAUUAGGUAAACUUGGUCGAUCUCGGAGGCCUGUUCGUCGGCAAUCUUCGAGAAAUCGAUAAUAGAUACAAGUUGCUUCAACGGUAUUCUCUAAAUCCUAUACCAAGAUGGCUUCGUCAUCUAACGUUAGUGGGAAUCUGGUGGACGAAUUGGAGGAGGCUUUUCAGUCGUGCAUUCAUGCACUGACGAAAGAGGAAUCGGCAACCGGCAUCGACAAGGAUGAAAUAAAAGUGGAAGUGGAUCAAACAACGCUCAAGUUCAUCGAUCUAGCUCGGCAGAUGGAGGCCUUUUUCCUACAAAAACGCUUCCUACUAUCAGCGCUCAAACCAGACCUGCUGCUGAAGGAAGAAAAUUUCGACCUAAAGCAGGAAAUCGGGCGUAAGGACGAGCUCAUUCGCAAGCACUAUGAGAAAAUUGAAACGUGGAAGCAGUUACUCUCGGAUCAGCAGAACUUUAACAAACCGAUUCAAUCGAUGCCUCCCGAUAUGCGUGGAAACUUGGCUGGGGGUGCACCGGGCGCACCGGCGGGUUUACUAACCAGUGGUGGAAUGAACAUGCCAAUGCAGGUUCCACAGAUGCAGAGCCAGCAUCAACAACAACAGAUGCAGCAAAUGCAGGUGCAGCAGCAACAAAUGCAACAGCAAAUGCAACAGUCCUUGCCCAUGGGUGUUGGCAAUCCGCAGCUAUUCCAGCAAGGUGGCAUCCCACGAAAUGUCGGGCAGGCUGUUGCCGGUUCCGGGUUCCAAGGAGCCGGGCCUAAUCUUCAAGGGCCGUUAGCGUACUUGGAGAAAACGGCCAGCAAUAUAGAUCUAGUGGGAAUGGGAGAUGGUCGAAGGUGACGCGGGCGGGGCAGGGGACGCGGUAGAGGUCGUGGUCGAGGAAGAGGUCGUGGCCGUGGCAACGUGGCAGAGUUUCACAGUGGCCCACUAACCUGAGGCUGGCACGCUCGGUGGAAACGUGUGCAACUGGCGUUUCCACCUGCCUCCAUGCGCUGCAUACCUUUUUCUCUUAUGUUGUUGUAUGGUUAAGGCCGACGGCAUAGCUAGACCGUUAGCGACAAAACUACUGUUAGCAAAGGAGUUGAAACAAAAAGAAAGUUUAAGUGCAGCAUACGCAGCAAACGAUGGUUCCUGAACAAUACUUACCUAAGCCUCCUUAGGUCCGACCCACACAUUUGAAAAACAUUAUUAAGCAUCUACAUCCUGCGCAGCGAUGAAAAGAAAUUUAAACAAACCAUCCCUUUUGGCACACUUUUGCAAUCUACAUGAACACACGCAUGCAACGUCUAUUUGUUAUCUCCACCGCUCCCCCGUCCCUCGAGAGUGUAAAGACGAUGUCAAAAGAACAUCGCGAGCCGUCCUCUGGCGCACCCGCAGUGCGUUGCGCUAUUGAGACGGAGUUUCUAUUUCUACCUUUUUAAAUGUAAAACAUGUAUAGCAAAUUGUCUACGAAACAACGAUAACAUAUUCAGUUGAAACGAUGCCUGAAGCAUAGAUCAUCGUAUGUAAAAUGUGUGCUCGCUUUCUCGUCAACCUUAUCCCAUUCGGGCGGAUUGUACACUUUGCCGUCAGCAUCAAAGGACAUCAUUUCUUCGGGAUGCCUUCGUUAACGUUUCCCCUUUUUCCAGGCAAGGCACUCUUUCAUUCCGGUCCGUCCGAUGGAAUUUUUUUUAAAUCAUCUAGAUUGUUAGGAAUGUGCUGCGAAUAAAAGCUAGAUCCAGAAUUUGACUGCUUCUAAAUUAAGUACGUGCGGUUGAAGAGAAAUACCAGAAUAAAAAAAUAUAUUCAAAAC
Anopheles coustani is the source of this 1792-nucleotide messenger RNA. RefSeq names its product mediator of RNA polymerase II transcription subunit 28 (gene MED28). The transcript has 4 exons. Lineage: Eukaryota; Metazoa; Arthropoda; Insecta; Diptera; Culicidae. The record is from RefSeq and is a predicted model, not a curated record. Gene Ontology annotation, cellular component: mediator complex. The coding region runs from base 109 to 840 and encodes 243 amino acids.